AUGUAAAAAUCACAUAACUCAGUAUAUUAAUUGAAAAUUGUGAACACUGAAACCAGGUCUGAUAUUGUCUACUAUCAAAUUUAAGUAUAAUAUAGCAUUAAUAUCUCAGGUUCUCAUGGAGUUUUGAAGAAAGAUAUAAAAAACUUAAACAACAACUUCCCUCAUUUCCAGCUAAAAAGUUUUUUGGAAAAUACUGAUCCUGAAUUUAUUUCUACCAGAAAGGCUGGAUUAUAGAACUAUUUUAAGACUUUGCUUCAAAUUGUGGAUGCAGAUUAGUGUCCAACUCUCAAGAAAUUUUUGACUAAAGGAGAACAAAAGCAUAUAAAGGAUCAACAACAACAGCCUUUUAAAGAAGACUCUAUUAAGCAAAACGAUAAUUUAGGUAAUGCGUCUUCAAUAGAAAAAAUCCAAUAAUAAAAGUAAUAAGAAAAUGAGAGGAUAAAGAAAGAAUUAAAGGAAAAAUUGGCAUCUGCAACUCAGUAGAUCAAAUCAAAAUUUGUAGAUUUAGGUAAUCUAGUCAAUCCUCCAGAAGAAUCUGACAUCAAGAAAAAGAGGGCAAUUUAUGAUCAAAUUCGUUUAGAACCAAAAAAUUCUUAAUUUAAUAUAGAUAUUCCAAAACCAAGUUAAUAAUCAAAAAUGAUGAUUGCUUAAUCAACUAUUGAACAAACAUAGCCUAAAUUAAUAUAGUUGAUAUCGUAAUUACAAGCAGGUGUCGAGAGCAUAAUCGGAGUUUGA
Molecule: messenger RNA, 735 nt
Organism: Paramecium tetraurelia
Lineage: Eukaryota; Ciliophora; Oligohymenophorea; Peniculida; Parameciidae
Exons: 4
Molecular function (GO): phosphatidylinositol binding
Source: RefSeq, a predicted model, not a curated record